Molecule: messenger RNA, 984 nt
Organism: Malassezia restricta
Lineage: Eukaryota; Fungi; Basidiomycota; Malasseziomycetes; Malasseziales; Malasseziaceae
Product: AHA1 family protein
Exons: 1
Coding region: 1-984 (327 amino acids)
Biological process (GO): positive regulation of ATP-dependent activity; protein folding
Cellular component (GO): cytosol
Molecular function (GO): ATPase activator activity; protein-folding chaperone binding
Source: RefSeq, a predicted model, not a curated record
AUGUCGACGUGGAACAAGCACUACCAUUGGAAGACAAAGGGAUGCACGCCAUGGGCGAAGGAAUGGUUCACUAGCCACCUUGUUGGUCAAAAGGUGCCGCUAAGCAAAGACCCUGACGCAUGUGUCAAGGUCGACAAGCUCACAGGCUUUGAAGGUGACGUCGAGCUGGGCAACAGGAAAGGCAAGCUGAUCACUAUCUACGAGUGCGCUAUUACUCUUGCAUGGUCUGGCCAGACAGAGGACGGAACGAGUGCAAAUGGUACUAUCAAGUUCCCAGAGGUGUCGCAUGAGAACGAAGACAAUGACGAGGCGUACCUCUUUGAGACCGAGCUGCUUUCCGAGUCUUCGAGCGCUGCUUUGAGCAUGUACGAAGUGGUUCGAAAGAAGCUUGUUCCGGCUCUAGAGGAAGUGUUCCAUGGUUUCCGUAAGGACCUUAUAGAGUCGCACGCUAAGGACCUGGGGCAUGAUGACGAAGGCCAAAACGCCGCCAAGACAUCCGCACAGGCUGCACCAAGCGCGGCUGCAUCCACCCCAUCUGUAGUUGGUGCAUCGCGCUCCGACAAAACUGGUGGUUCUGUAUCUACCAGCGCAGCAGAGGUCCGCGUCGCCAGCCACCUGGCCAUUAGCCAGGCGGAUCUAUGGGACUUGCUUACCAAUCCGCUUCGGAUCCCCAUGUGGAGCAAGGCACCAGCGCAAUUCUCGCCGAACGUGGGCGCCAACUUCUCACUGUUUGGCGGCAAUAUCUCUGGCUCCAUUGUUCAAGUGACGGCGCCGACUAGGUUGACACAGACGUGGCGCAUUCCGCAGUGGCCAGCUGGGCAUCAUGGUACUCUCACGACGGAGCUCACGCAGGGUGAUGACUCGACCAAGCUCGAAUUGGUCCUGAGCGGUGUGCCGCUGGGCGAGGAAGACCAUGCUCAGACAGGCCUGGAGACGUAUUAUAUCCGUGGUCUCAAGUCCAUUGGCCUCGGAACAAUUUUGUAG